Messenger RNA from Cooperia oncophora, 405 nucleotides. The record is from the annotation of a GenBank genome assembly. Lineage: Eukaryota; Metazoa; Nematoda; Chromadorea; Rhabditida; Trichostrongylidae.
AUGGACAACCAGGAGAAAGAGAAGAACGAAGAGAGAUUUAAUAAAUGGCGUGCUGACUCUUUUCAAGAGACCAUCAACAAACGUGUUUUGUUGGAAUGGGUACGAAUUGUUGGACUAGAGAACAAGAAUAAGUGGAAGUUCGAAAGAUUGCUGGCUCAUCUUGCUAACGUUAUCAUCGGUUAUCCUUCUGAUUCGUCUAAGCUUUCUGCUUUUACUUGGCCCACAAGUGCUGGCAUUCAUGAUGGGAUUGCCGCUAUCCGAGCGAAGGUCUCUUAUGAUUUCUGGAAAUACUUCAUGUCUGAAGGGAAACACAAGCUAUCUGAUUAUAAUUCGGCAAAUGGCACAAAAAUAGCUUUGAUUAAAGAGAUGACCAUGAAAGCAAGAGAUGAAAACAAUCUAGGGUAG